AUGUUAGAAACUCACAGUCCUGAAGGUGACAUUGGAUGCCAGCUGGAUGCACAAAAAGACCAUUGCCAACCACUUACGACCCAGAAUGGAGAAAGUCGGAAUGAACCUCAAACCAAGAGCAUUUCUGUGCAGACGGAGCAUAAAAACAAGCAAGAUGCUGAGACAGUCACAGAUGGGGAGACUGAGCAGAUCUUGAAGCAACUUAUCAGCUGCAGAGAACAGCUAAAGAACAGUUACCAAGAGGUGCUGGACAGGCAGACCCAGUCAGAAAAACACCUGCAUGUUCAAAUCAAACAACUAAAACAGAAGAGAGAAGAAGAAAUACAAAAACAAAAGGAAUAUAUAAAAUCUAUUCAGGAUGUGACAGUUAAGAGGGAAGAGUCCAGGAAAAGGGCAGAGAAAGAGGGGAGAGAAUUAUCCCAGAAAGAACAAGAUCUAAGCAUUGAACUUUCCAGACUGCAGAGCAAGAGUGAGAGCCUUCUGCAAGAGCAAGCUGAGCUUGAAAAUAAGAUUGUGGAGCUCCUUGCUGAGCAGACUGCAGAAAGGGAAGAGUUGGAUGCCGAACUGGAGUCGUUAAGGAAGAAAGAAAAUGAGGUUACACAGGGUGCCUUGAAGGAGCUAGAGCGUGCACAAAACGCUGAGGUGCUUUCACUGGAGAGCCGGAGACACUUGUUGCUUAUAUCUUUAGAUGAAGCAGAAAAGGAUGCAGAAGUAACUUUAUCCUACCUUAGAGUUGCACCACCUCAUAAGGAAUGGCUUCAACUUAAACAGAGAUGGGAGGCUAGGCUAGCUGGAAUCAAGCAAAUGAAAGCAAAUCUUCAUGAACAGUUUGAAGUGCAAAUAAAACAGGUCAAAAGUGGGACUAAAUUAGGCAACCUUCCUUCAAUACUGGCUCCAAAUCUGCCGCCUCCUCCCUCUGAUCCCAACCUCAUGCUACAAAAAGUUGCAUUUGCAACUCCUCCAAUGCCCAGCCAAGGCCCAGCUGUUCCAUUAUCAGCACCAAUACCAUCUAAAGACCAUGCAUUCCAGCAGCCAUUUCUUGGUCCAACAUCGUAUCUUUAUCAGCGCCCACCUCCAUUGGCAUUUACUCCAGGGAACUUCAUGGGUCCCUUACAGUCAGCUCCAAGGUUAUCUGGUAUAUCUGACCCUCACAGCAGUACUGAUAUUCCAGGGCCCCCAAGUACAGACAAGCUAAACAAGAUUCUGGAGAAGCUGCAAGCCAGGUUUCCACAGUGCAACAAGGCACAGUUGACUGACAUUUUGCAGCAAGUUAAGUUGAAACGUGGAACACUUGCUGGUCUUACUGUGGAAGAACUGUGCCACCUUGUAGCUACACAGCUGCAGGAACCACUACUAAGAGAAGCUUCAAAUCCAGCUCUUAAAGUUACACAGCCUAUUGGACAUGGUAGACCCCAGUAUCAGAACAUACAACGAACUUCACCAUUCUUGCAGUCGGCUACAGGAGCAUAUGCAGUACGUCCACAGUUGUGUCUUAUCUGUCAGAAGAAUGUGAAGCCCCAUGACCUGCAGCCCAUGUCUUGCAAUCAUGUCAUGCAUAUAGAGUGCAAUCGAUUCUGGACUAUAACCAACAAAAACAAUUCCUGCCCCUUCUGCCCAAACCAAAGAUGA
Molecule: messenger RNA, 1629 nt
Organism: Staurois parvus
Lineage: Eukaryota; Metazoa; Chordata; Amphibia; Anura; Ranidae
Source: the annotation of a GenBank genome assembly